GAGUCUGCUGGGCGGAGUGGAAGGGACGUGAUUGGAUGAGUGACUGUGACGCAGGGGACAUGAAAAAGCUGAUAACUAGUUAAGAAGGCAGUUUGUAACUCUGGAAAAAGAGUGCAGAGCUUGAGACACAAUACGCAGAGGACGUGAACGAACCGGCGCAAAACACAGAGAGCUGAGCCGUCUUGGCAGUGUGGGGCCGUUAAGACACUGCAGCGUCCGGAAACAAAGUGACUUUGAAACAGGACAAUGGUGCAGCACACGGACAACAGCGAGACGGAUGGGAGCAUGUCCAGGGAGGCUACCGAUUCGGAGGAGAGUGAAUUUAUGGCAUGCAGUCCGGUAGCGAUAAACCCGGACUGGUGCAAAACAGCCACCGGUCACAUCAAGAGACCCAUGAAUGCAUUUAUGGUGUGGUCCAAAAUCGAGAGGAGAAAGAUAAUGGAGCAGUCGCCGGACAUGCACAACGCAGAGAUUUCCAAGCGCCUGGGGAAGAGGUGGAAGAUGCUCAAGGACAGCGAAAAGAUCCCGUUUAUCAGAGAAGCCGAGAGGCUGCGGCUAAAACACAUGGCUGACUACCCCGACUACAAGUACAGACCGAAGAAAAAACCAAAGCUCGACAGUUCAAAAUCAUCAGCACCGUCUCCGGAGAAGUGCGGCAAGAUUGCAAAGACUCCCAACAAGAAGAGUUCAAAGAUAAAAACUAAGAGCGGCUCGAAAUCCACGCACGGCUACGCGGAGGACUGCGUGUUUCCCAGCUUAAAAGUUGCAAAAACUGUGAAGAGUGAGCUCACCGAUGAGGACGAUGACGACGAGUACGAAGAGGACUACCGGAUGGGGAUUAAGCCGGGUGAGGAGGAGCGCCUGAGGCCGUACAAUGUAGCCAAAGUUCCCGCUAGUCCAACUUUGAGCUCCUCGGCCGAGUCCGAGGGGACGAGUAUGUACGAAGAGGUGCGGAACAACAACAGACUGUUUUACAGCAUCAAAAACAUUACCAAGCAAAGUACAUUGCACGCUGCUUCCGUCUCACCAGCAUCCUCCAGGUCGGUCUCCACAUCCUCCUCCUCGUCCAGCAUCAGCUCCUCUUCCGGCGACGACGCGGACGAUUUGCUGUUUGACUUUAGUUUAAAUUUCGCUCCCAGCGCCCCGGGCUCUGAGCUGGGCAACCCCAAUUCAGGAAACCUCUCCCUGUCUCUUGUGGAUAAGGACCUGGACUCGUUCAGUGAGGGCAGCCUGGGCUCUCACUUUGAAUUCCCAGACUACUGCACGCCAGAACUCAGUGAGAUGAUUGCCGGGGACUGGCUGGAGGCGAACUUUUCCGACCUCGUCUUCACAUACUGAAAAACCCCCCCCCGAAAAAAACAGUUGAGCUAGUAAUAACAGAGAAGGGAGAUAUGAAAUUAUAUAUGUCCUGGUCAAAUUGUCCCCAGCCCUGCCUCCUGUGGUUUUUUUUUUUCUUUUUUCUUAAGGGUCCUAGAGGGAGGUGGAGGACCAGGAGGCGAGGUGAGGUUUGAGGAAUGAGAUGCUUAUGAAGCUGGUAGCAAAAAAAAAAAAAAAAAAGUCUGCAGACUUUUUUAUCUGGCAGCAUGACAGGGUUUUAUGGAUUGUUUUCCCUCGUAGGUCUGCAUUUACUGUUCAGCUUAAAACGGACCACAAAGGGAAAAUACAUGAACUUCUAUGCAUCUUUUCCUCUUAAAACAACAACGACAACAACAACAACAAAAACUGCAGGGAGCUGAACACGGACUGUGUGGACUGUCUCAAAGCAAAUCUGUGAACUGACAAAUUGUUCAGGAUGUUACUUUACAACGGUUUAUGUAAUUUUUUCUUAAUGCCGCAAAUGUUUGUUUGUUUGUUUUGUAACUGAUUCCGUUUUACCUCCUGGUUUGGAAAAAUUAAGCAGCCUAAACCUCUUCAGAAUACAAGUGUGGAGGAAACAUUUUGAUACAUAACAGACCUCAUCUUUUUAAAAGAAAAGUAAGAUAUUUUCAGGCAUAUUUUUGUACAGUUGCAAAGGGAAUGUUCUUACUGUGCUUUCAGUGAGUUUCAGGCACUUCUUCCCUUUAUCAUUUGUUUUUAGCAUGCAAGGGAGUCCUGGUUUUAAGGAUUAAGUUAAAUUAAAACUUGCAUCAAAAAUGCCUUGUGAUUUUAAACUAGGUUUUGUACAGUUGUAGAGCAGAUUUGUUGAGUAUUUGUAGACGAUACAAUGGCAUCAUGGGGAACACAUACCUCAGAGCUGGAACUAGUUUCAAGAUUGUAUAUGUACUGUAAUAUAGUAAAGUUAGGAGUUUAUGUAUAUCAUACUCGUGAUAUGUGGAUGGGUCCCAAUCGCAGGUGUGAAACUGGAUUUUGGUAUUUUUUAUGGCACAUACUGUUUUUCCCCCCUUCUCAUUUUUUUGUGCAAUAUAUACUCUUAAGAUACAGACCAUCAACAAUUGUAGCAAGUGAUGGAAAAACAGACUUGUGCACUGUCGACAUCAUUUCAUGUUAUGAUGCUGAAGCCUGUCCAGGCAGGAAAAUAAACAAAUCAGCUGGAACUGAUACAAAACAAUUUAAUAUGGCCUCAUGGUGUGAUACAUGCUAUUGAAACACAUUGAUAUCACAAUUUGAAUGUUAUUUGACGCAUGAUAUCAGAUAAUGGGCAUAUCUGACACCAAACAUCUUAAACCUGACUGCAAAUUAGGGAAAAAAAAUCAUACUAACUCCAAAAGGGCAUAGUCUGAUACAGUGGUGGUCUGGCAUUUUUAACAAGCAAGCAAAAAAAGAACAUUCCAUAGUCCUGUUUCAUGAAAUGAAACUUUAUUUUAAAACUGAAGACUGCCUUCUUUUUUUAAAACAUUAACCACAAACCUGUAUUUUUUAUUUCUUGCACUUAAAAAAAGCAGAUAUUGUUUAUUUUUAUGUGGGUCUUACAUAUGAAGUUUGUUUGAUAAAAAAAAAAAAAAAGGUUUUGGAAUAUGACCUAAUUAUAUGCCAAGACAUUUUGUUGGGAAGUUCUAGGCAGUAGUUACUUCACAUUCCAAGUGUGAAUCUGUCUCUGACUCAUCUUUUAAUAAAUAAGUACCUACCACCAUCGACUGUCCUUUCAGUUUGUGAAUAUAUGUACACAGAUGUGUUAUUUGUUGCGUUUGAAAAGGAUGUGAUGACGGAAUGAUGCCUAUUUUGUAUUUAGGCGGAUUCUUUAAAUGGAUGGGCUCAAACUACCAUGUGAAUUCACAUUUAAUAAAAAGAAAAAAGGAA
Pelmatolapia mariae (spotted tilapia) is the source of this 3237-nucleotide messenger RNA. RefSeq names its product SRY-box transcription factor 11a (gene sox11a). The record is from RefSeq and is a predicted model, not a curated record. Lineage: Eukaryota; Metazoa; Chordata; Actinopteri; Cichliformes; Cichlidae. Bases 247 to 1338 code for a protein of 363 amino acids. The transcript has a single exon. Gene Ontology annotation, biological process: anatomical structure morphogenesis; positive regulation of transcription by RNA polymerase II; negative regulation of transcription by RNA polymerase II. Gene Ontology annotation, molecular function: RNA polymerase II cis-regulatory region sequence-specific DNA binding; DNA-binding transcription activator activity, RNA polymerase II-specific.